AUGGAGAGCAGCGGGUCUCUGAGGGAAAAAGGAGACUAUAGGGCUCAGGAGGACUCUAAGGCUAAAGAUCUAAUAGAUAUAAAAAUUGAGAUUAAAGCAGAAGAAGAAGAGACAGACCAUGAGAAAAGCAGCCACGAGAGCCUCAUUGUUCCAAGCGACCUCUGCUGCCAGAGUACGGAAUUCAUUGGUGUAAUUGAUAACGGUUCUCGUACUCUGUUUGAUGGACAUGAGGCUCUUGGCAACAGAAGUGGAGCAUGCAGGAACAUCAAAUACCCUUUUAAAGGAAGCCACAACCUUCGGGCAGACUGUAAAGUAGAAGAUGAGGACAUUACACAGUAUAGUCCAGGAGAAAACCCGACUACCUCAAAUGUCCAUCAGGCACCACGCACUGUAAAGGGACCAUCAUAUUCCUCUUAUCCUGAGGAACCUCAGACUGUGAGGGACGGUGCCGUCCUUCCAACAGAUGAAAGGUUUUCAUGUACUGAGAACUGGCAGAGUUUCCAUGUUAAAUCCGGUCUCAAUGUGCUUAAAAGGUCUCAUACAGGUGAGAAGUCACUGUCUUGUCCUGAGUGUGGGAAGUGUUUUUCAUUGAAGUCCAGUCUUAACAGACAUCAAAAAUUGCACACAGGUGAGAAACCGUUUUCCUGUCCUGAGUGCGGGAAAUGUUUUAUGCGAAAAUCACAUCUUGUCACACAUCAAAGGUCUCACACGGGGGAAAAGCCUUAUUCCUGUCUUGAGUGCGGGAAACGUUUUUCACAGAAGUCACAUCUUUACGGCCAUCAUAGAUUGCACACGGGGGAGAGGCCACUUUCCUGUUCUGAGUGCGGGAAAUGUUUUUCAGAGAAGUCCAAUCUUAUCAGACAUCAGAGAUUGCACACAGGUGAUAAGCCAUAUUUCUGUAUUGAGUGCGGGAAAUGUUUUAUACGAAAAUCAGUACUUGAGGCGCAUCAAAGAUCUCACACGGGGGAAAAGCCAUAUUCCUGUCCUGAGUGUGGGAAACGUUUUUCACAUAAGUCACAUCUUAACAGGCAUCAGAGACUGCACGCGGGGGAGAAGUCGUUUUGCUGUUCUGAGUGCGGAAAAAGUUUUGCACAAAAAUCAGAUCUUGUUACACAUCAGAGAUCUCACACGGGAGAGAAGCCGUAUUGCUGUCCUGAGUGCGGGAAAUGUUUUGCUGAUAUG
This is a messenger RNA of Rana temporaria (common frog), 1182 nucleotides long. RefSeq names its product oocyte zinc finger protein XlCOF6.1-like. Gene Ontology annotation, molecular function: DNA-binding transcription activator activity, RNA polymerase II-specific; RNA polymerase II cis-regulatory region sequence-specific DNA binding. Gene Ontology annotation, cellular component: nucleus. Gene Ontology annotation, biological process: regulation of transcription by RNA polymerase II. Lineage: Eukaryota; Metazoa; Chordata; Amphibia; Anura; Ranidae. The transcript has 4 exons. The annotation marks the transcript as partial. The record is from RefSeq and is a predicted model, not a curated record.